AGAGAGAGAGAGAGAGAGCUCUCGUGCUCCAUAGCCAGGGCCCAGGGGGGGGCACACACUCACGUUGCUCUUUGUUGGGCUGUGUGGUGCUGGGGAGAAGCAGGCAGCGAUGGUGGUGCAAGGAGGGGGCAAGGGCGCAAAGGGGCUGCUGGGCAACAGACCCUCGGCGGUGUCCACAGCUGCGGACAAGGACAAGAAGAAGCCCUUGUCCAAAUCGUCUCGAGCUGGGCUACAGUUCCCAGUGGGUCGGAUCCACCGCUUGCUCAAGUCCCGCGUCACUGCCAACGGAAGGGUGGGAGGCACCGCGGCCGUCUACUCGGCGGCGAUCCUCGAGUAUCUCACCGCCGAGGUGCUGGAGCUGGCGGGGAAUGCGAGCAAAGAUCUCAAGGUGAAGCGCAUCACUCCGCGGCACUUGCAGCUGGCUAUUAGAGGGGAUGAGGAGCUCGACACCUUGAUCAAAGGGACCAUCGCCGGCGGCGGCGUCAUCCCCCACAUUCACAAAUCGCUCAUCAACAAGCAGGCCAAGAAGGACUAGACAAUGUAUCUCGUGUUUUCCAAGCUGUAGCUAAACUCGUUUGCCUCCUUUCUUUGCCUUUGCUGUUCUACACAUGAUAUAUGACAGGGAAGGAAAUUUAUUCU
Selaginella moellendorffii is the source of this 639-nucleotide messenger RNA. Its product is annotated as probable histone H2A variant 3. Bases 110 to 535 code for a protein of 141 amino acids. The record is from RefSeq and is a predicted model, not a curated record. The transcript has 2 exons. Gene Ontology annotation, molecular function: protein heterodimerization activity; structural constituent of chromatin; DNA binding. Gene Ontology annotation, cellular component: nucleosome. Lineage: Eukaryota; Viridiplantae; Streptophyta; Lycopodiopsida; Selaginellales; Selaginellaceae.